Zea mays is the source of this 1821-nucleotide messenger RNA. RefSeq lists its product as uncharacterized. Bases 167 to 1696 code for a protein of 509 amino acids. NCBI's taxonomy places the organism in Eukaryota, Viridiplantae, Streptophyta, Magnoliopsida, Poales, Poaceae. The transcript is spliced from 2 exons. The record is from RefSeq and is marked provisional.
GUCUCCCUCCCUCCCAUGGCCGCGGCCACCUCCACCCCAUGCUGAGCCAAACCCCCCAACUAGUUUCAGUGUCCGCCCAGCAGUCAGCAGAGGAGGAGCGCGACAGAUCCUCGGCGCCGGCGCGCCCUCCGGGUCCCCCGCCCCACCACCACUCACAUCACAUCACAUGGCGGACUCCACGCACCACACCAUCCGCCGCGCCGCGGCGCGCCCGCGCGGCUGGUGCUGCUCGUUCGCGGGCGUCCCGGAGAGCCCCGAGCACCGCCGCGCGCUCCCGGCGCCCGCCUCCGCCGCCGACGCCGUCCCGAAGCCUCCGCCUCCGCCGCCGCCAAAGUCCCCGCUGGCGCCGUCGUCGCACGGCUCGCCCUCGUCCAAGCUCGCGGGGCUCAUCGACACGCGGAGGAUCCUCUCGCCGGGCCGCGUGUCCCCGAUCGACUCCGAGGGGUCACCGGCGGCGGCGCCGAGGGAGCAGGCCGCGCCUUUCGUGGCGGUGCGGGAGGACGAGGACGAGGGCGGGGACGGCGGCGAGGCGCCGGCGCUGGAUCUGAGGCUGUGCCUCAGGGCCAGCGACGGCCGGUGCGUCGCCAUGGACCUCGACUCCGCCGUGCUGUGCGGGAGCAGCGCCUUCUUCGCCGGCAUGGUGCCGGACGCAUCUGCGGCCGGGGGAAGGAGGGUCGAGGUGGAUGGGGUGGACGACUUGGAGGCGUUCAAGGACGCGGUGGAGCUCAUGUUCGAGCCCGACGCCUUGCGGUGGCUCGCCAGGGCCGGCGUGUCACGGGCAACCGCUGUGCUCCAGGUUUGCUCCUCUAUUGCGUUCGACAAAGGAGUCGAAUCAUGUUUGAAGUACAUCGAGGCAGUUCCAUGGAGCGAGAGCGAGGAAGAGAAGCUGAAACACGUUUUUGCCAGAUGCACUUUCGGCGAAUCAGUUAGUAAAGAUGUGCUGGCAAGAUUGCAGCAGCAGUGCGCGAGCGGCUCGGAGGACCUGGCGGUGCAGCUCGUGGAAUCUAUCACGAGCGGAGCCAACAACGGCGCGAGGAAAGAAAUGCAGUCUUUGGUGAGCGGUCUCCUAAGCAGAAGCUCAGUCUACCAUAAGGACCUGUCCGGGGUGAACAAGGGGGGCCUUUACCGAAUCUGCCGUUCCUGCUUGAGCUCACUUGUGGAACUUUUCAUGGAGGACUCAGAUGGCGGCCAAGCUAUGGCACCUUCAGGCAGAAGGCCUAUGGUUGAAAGGAUCAGUCAGCAAACUGAGAAUCUCAACUGGCUCUUGGACAUCCUUCUGAACAACGACAUGGCAGAAGAAUACGUUGAGCUGUGGGGUACGCAGGAGGAGCUCAUCAGAAUGCACGAGCGAGCAUCGCCGAUGUUCAGGUACGAGCUCAGCCGGGUAUCGGCGAGCGUGUUCAUGGCUCUGGGGAGAGGGAGAAUCCAGUGCCCCAGCGACACGAGGAGCCAGCUGUUCCGUGGAUGGUUCAGGCCCAUGCUUGUGGACUUCGGCUGGCUGCAGAGGUGCUCCAAGGGGCUGGAUGUGAGAGUCCUGGAGGAGAACCUGGGGCAGGCCCUGCUCACCCUUCCGCUCCACCUACAACAGAGCUUGUUCGUAGAAUGGUUUCAGUGCUUUGCGUCUAGAGGCACAGGAGGAUGCCCUAAUCUCAGCAGAGCUUUCCAGGUAUGGUGGAGGAGGUCAUUUGUUAAUUAGAUCAGCUGGUUCUUCUUCCCAUUCUGUGCCCUAGAUGCUUGCUAUACAAACAUGAGCCAGUAUAAAUGUAAAGCGUCAUCAUAAGUAUGUUUAUUUUUUGCCCUAAAGUUGGCAUGACCUUAUUC